Molecule: messenger RNA, 2051 nt
Organism: Clupea harengus (Atlantic herring)
Lineage: Eukaryota; Metazoa; Chordata; Actinopteri; Clupeiformes; Clupeidae
Gene: matcap2
Product: microtubule associated tyrosine carboxypeptidase 2
Source: RefSeq, a predicted model, not a curated record
CUAUGUGACGUAAUUGUGUAUCAUGGCAACAAGACGUGCCUCCUCGCUCUAUCAGUCACACCAUCCAGGUUCAGCGAAUGCAACUGCAAGUCCAUUGCAACUGCUGUAGUUACCACCAGUAACUAUGUCUUCAUUUGGGAAUCGGUCCGAAUGAAGACACCUGCUACCAGCUAGCAAGUCAUCGUUGUCUUGCUAGCGGUGUCGUUUUUAGCUGAGUUAUUUGCGUCUUCUACUUUAGCUAACUUACUGUACAGACGAGCCACGGAAAGAGUAGUCACGUCACGCUAGCUGGCCAAAUCGUGUUCUCUGUCGUGUAGUUUAGGCUAGUCAUCGAGGUGGACAUCCAAGGAACAAAAUGAUGCUUGAAUCCAUCAAGGUUACCGAGUGUCUCCACUGGCCAGAGGUGGAGCAGACUAAGAAGCACGUGUUGAGCCCAGCGGAGAAGCCCCUGAGCCCCAGCCAGCUGUGCCUGGAGCGCCUGCCAUCCGGGGUGCUGAAGGACCUCUUCACCACAGGGACCAGCAGCUUCAACGUGCUGCUGCAGAGCGAGGAGGAAGAGCGCCAGAGCCCCAAACACUCCCCCUACCACCGGCCUCGGAGGGCCCUCCGCUGCGCCUCCAUGUCCGGACAGGCGGCGGGGGGGCCGGGGGUGGGGUCGGGGCGUAACGAUAAGUGCCGCGCCUCCAGCACGGUGGGGUCCCUGAUGCUGCCGACGCCGGGGGCCUGUGGAGACGCGCAUCAGAGCCCGGCAAUCUUGUCCGCGGGAGCCCUCCAGGCGAGCGGCGGCAGUGGCGGCGGCGGCCUCAGGCUCAGCCAGAGCAUCACGGUGCUGGGUAGCACCAUGGGCCUGGCCCCCCGGCCCAGCAUCCAGACCCGCAAGAGCGCCCUGGGCAACGCCCCGCGCACCACCAAGCUCCCCCUCCUGCCAAAGAGUGGCGUUGCGCGCGAGGCGGAGAACUCCAUCAAGAAGCUGUGCAUCCUGACGGCCAUCAAGCCCACCAACGUGGAGAAGGAGAAGCUGAAGUUCUUCAAGUCCAACUACACCUACAACCCCCAGUUUGAGUACAGCAACCCUGUGUCCUCUCAGGUGCUGGCCAAACACAACAACGCCUCCGACCGCUUCCUGACGCAGGCGGUGCGCAUCAUGGAGCUGGCCCUGCAGAAGUACGGCAACUAUGAGAAGUUUGAACAGGCCACCGGGGGCAGCCUGCUCACCAAGAGCCGCAUCUGGUACCAGGUGAAGAAGUACAUGGAGAAGGAGGGCUGUCUGGGGGAGAUCGUGGUGCACCUGACGGACGACCUGCUGUCCCGGGCCUCCAUGACGGUAGUGAACAGCAGACCCACCCUCACCAUCAACAUGGCCACCGCACGAGAACACUGGCUGGAGGGCAUGCUUAGACACGAGAUAGGCACACACUACUUCCGGGGCAUCAACAACGGCCAGCAGCCCUGGGGCAGCAGCAGCGGCCGCAAGAAGCACAACCUUCGACCUUUGAACCCCACGGAGGAGGGCCUGGCCAGCAUCCACAGCGUGCUGUUCCGGAAGGAUCCGACGCUGUGGCGCGCGGCGCUGCUGUACUACACGGUGCACCAGGCCAGCUGCAUGCCCUUCGCCCAGCUGUUCCAGGACCUGGGCCGCUUCCUGCACGACCCCAACACGCGCUGGGACUACUGCGUGCGCGCCAAGAGAGGACAGACAGACACCUCGCAGCCAGGCUGCUUCAGUAAGGACCAAGUGUACCUGGACGGCAUCCUGAAGAUCCUCCGGCACCGGGAGAAGAUUGACUUUCCUCUGCUGAUGGCGCUGGGGAAGGUGUCGUUCGAGGACAUAGAGAGGCUCCGCGACCAGGCUGUGAUGGAGCACGUGCGGAUACCUCACUUCCUGCAGGACGAGGCGCGCUACAGCGAGCAGCUCCUCAAGAUCAUGGAGGUCAACCAGCUGACCGACGACGAGCUCAGGGCCCUCAUCUGAGCGCGCUCACAACCACUCCACAGAGCAGCCGACACACGGACCCAACCUGAGCCAGGACCAGCUGCUACUUACGAGCACC